UCUGAUUGGCGACCAAAACCCGCGACAAUCAAGAGACACAACCACGGGCAACCACCAUCCUCAGGCGCACAGGCUACAGACUAAUACAGAGGCCUCUGGGCGUCGUAGAUCCAUCACAGACAUUGCUUUGACCAGUGCCGGACCGCCAGCAUGAAAUUCGGUCAGACCUUGCGCGAUAGCAAGUACAGCGACUGGUCAUACAUCAACUACGAUGCGCUCAAGGCGCUGCUGAAGCAAGAUCAAUCCACGGAAGACUGGCAGGAGAGCGAUGAAUCUACAUUUGUUGAAAAGCUAGACGCAGAGCUGGAAAAAGUGUAUUCCUUCCAGAGCAACAAGUACGAUGCGCUGCUUGAGGAUGUAUCCAAGCAUGAAGAAGCGCUCGAGUCGCUCACUGAGGCAGACACGAAGCCAGAUGACAUGCGCAUCAAGGAAUUCCUCAAAAAGCUUGAUGAGCUGACGGAGGAGGGACGCGAGCUCGAACGUUACAGCAGGCUCAACUACUCUGGCUUUGUCAAGAUUGUCAAGAAGCACGACAAGUUGCACACAGAAUAUACGGUCAAGCCACUUUUGACCGUACGUCUCAACGCUUGCCCAUUCAACAAGGAAAAUUAUUCGCCCUUGCUGUACAGACUAUCGGCCUUGUAUGCCGGCUUGCGUGAGCUCGCUGGCGAGCAGCCAUCUCAGGAGCUGACUCAGUCUCUUCCACAAUCUCUGGGUGCUUACGAUAAUCUGGGCAAGGAGUCCAAGGCAAGUUACAAGUUUUGGGUACAUGCGGAUAACGUCAUGGAAGUCAAGACGUUUAUCCUUCGACGCCUGCCAGUACUCAUUUUCACCGCACAAGACGAUCAGAAUCUAGAGCCAUCUGGCUACCAAGAGGAUCCCACCAUUACUCAACUCUACCUCGACAACCCACGCUUUAAGAUGUACCUCGACAAGCUCGAGCACCGCGAGAAUGCACAUGCCAUCUUUUUGCAAUGGCACGGCAACCUCAAGAGCAAGCCCACUGUAACUUUUACACGCGAAACGACCACUGGCGAGGAUGACGCAGACUUCACUUCAGAGUCUUUCCCAAUUAAGGAAAAGUACAUCAAAGCCUUCAUUGGAGGCGAACCAGUCCUCGACAAGCAAUCCAAGAAGCAACUCCAUCCUACAGCUUUUGCCGCAACAGUCAAGUCAGUACAGCAAGAGAUUGUUGAUCGUGGUCUUGAACCUGUUAUGCGUGCUACUUUUCAGCGUACUGCUUUCCAGAUCCCGGGCGACGAUAGCGUCAAGGUGACGCUGGACACCAAUGUUGCACUAAUCAGGGAAGAUGCCUUCGACAAGGACAGGCCAUGCAGAGAUCCAGAGGACUGGCACCGCAACGACAUCGACGAGCAAGGACAAAUGUACCCUUACAAAUCCAUCAAUAAGGGCGAAAUCAACCGCUUCCCAUUUGGCCUGCUCGAAAUCAAACUCAAGCGUCGUCCAGGCAUGCAAGAACCUUCAUGGGUUGAAGAGCUGAGCGCCUCGCAUCUCGUCAAGCCGUCACCACGAUUCAGCAAGUAUGCGCAUGGCGUGGCUUCAUUGUUUGAAAAUCACGUCAACUUGUUGCCCUUCUGGUUGCCUGAUGCAGACAAGGAUAUUCGACGCGACCCAGGACAAGCAUAUGAUGAGCAUGAAGCAGAUUCAGCCAGCUCCUAUCCGCCAAAAAUGAUCUUUACCCCUUCCAAGAGUCUCGAAUCCAAGUCUUUGAUGGAAGCUGCCAAGAAUGCUCGAGCCAAUGCAGGUGCUAGCAAACAAGAUGGCCCCUCAACCAAAAUCACCCGUACAAAUUCAGCAGAGCGAUCCAAUCAGUCUGACGCAGAUGGGGAAGAGCGACAGGGUGCGCCCCGGGAAGCGUUCGUGCGUUCCUCUGUUCAGCGGGUCAAGUCCUUCCAUAAAGUUUUGACUGGCUCAGCGACUGGCUCGCAUCGUACCACAAACUUCCAGCUUCCACCCGGUGUGCGUAAGCCUGGACCGCUUCUCAAGGACUCAGGUCCUCUCAAAAUUGAGGCGAAAGUAUGGCUCGCAAAUGAACGCACAUUCAUCAAAUGGAUGCACGUUGCCUUUCUCCUCACAACCGUGAGUCUUUCCCUUUUUAAUGGCGCGCGCAGUACAUCCGGUCGUACGCUCGGUGCCGUGUAUGCACUCAUCUCUGUCUUGAUGGGCAUGUGGGGCUACUACAUCUAUCGCAAGCGUGGUGCCAUGAUUCGUGCUCGAUCACCAGAGCAUUUCGAUUCCUUCCUAGGUCCACUUAUCGUCUGUGUAGCACUGGCUGUGAGUUUGGUGGUGAACUUUUGGUGGAAGUACCUGGAGAUGAAGGAGGUGCAUGGGUCUGCGCAUGCGUUCUUUAUGCAAGGCGGGUAUGCGGCUGCACAAUCACGGACGGCCUUUUGAUGUCUGGAUCCUACAAUCAAAUUCUCAGCAGUCAUGCUGCUUACUUAGCUGAUUUAUCAUUCUUGCACAUCGUACCUCUCCGUCUC
Messenger RNA from Protomyces lactucae-debilis, 2501 nucleotides. RefSeq names its product VTC domain-containing protein. Gene Ontology annotation, cellular component: fungal-type vacuole membrane; vacuolar transporter chaperone complex. Lineage: Eukaryota; Fungi; Ascomycota; Taphrinomycetes; Taphrinales; Protomycetaceae. Bases 151 to 2415 code for a protein of 754 amino acids. The transcript has a single exon. The record is from RefSeq and is a predicted model, not a curated record.